Molecule: messenger RNA, 10101 nt
Organism: Haliotis rufescens (red abalone)
Lineage: Eukaryota; Metazoa; Mollusca; Gastropoda; Lepetellida; Haliotidae
Exons: 9
Coding region: 413-1924 (503 amino acids)
Biological process (GO): signal transduction
Molecular function (GO): GTPase activator activity
Source: RefSeq, a predicted model, not a curated record
AGGCAUGUGAUGGUGUGGGAUGGCUUCAGGAUUCCCAGCGUUGUGUCAGUGGUUUUGAAAUUAUUGUAUAACGUUUGAGCUCAUGGCCUUUGUGUUGCAGUAUUGUUGUGCUGUAUAUUGUUUGUUCGUACAAACAGGGAAAGUGUAGGUGUGACAUCUUGGGACUUCAUCACUACCAGCCCGUGUCAAGCUCUACUAUACCAAUAGUCGUCCAACUUUAUUUUAACAGAUAUUUUUUUCAUUGGGGCUAUCGUUAGGAACGGAUCCCACCGUGUGACAAAGAAGACGAGAACCAGCGAGAAUUGGAUACCGGCGUGGAAACGCUGCAGACAAUGGACUGGCUGGUACCAUAGCUGGACCAGGACACUUGUCCCGGUGUGCGUCUUGUGACAUCAUUGUGAUACGUUCACACAUGGCCAUGCUCCGUGUGUUGGGAGGCUGUGUCUCAGACAGAAGCUCGCGAGCAGAGAGUAGGCGUGCUCAUGUACUUCCUUUUGAUCUGCCUUUACACAAAGCUUUGAAGAAUGGAUAUCUUCCUCUGCCUUUUGUUGAAAUGCUAGUGCACAUUGCCCAGGAGGGGGUAUGCACAGUGGACCUCUUCCGUCGCCCUGGAAACCCGACUGAUAUCCGGCACAUUAUUAACAGGUUAUCUAAGGGAAAGCAAGUGAUCUACAUGAAUUACAGCUUUUAUACACUUGCUUCUGUCGUAAAACGGUUCCUGCUUCGUUUGCCGGGUGGGGUGUUGACGGCGGAGGGAGAGGAACGACUGUUGCAGGUGCUCACAAUCGGACACAAGAAAGACCAGCUCCAGAUCGUACACGACUUUAUUGAGACACUAAGCAAAGCUCACCAGCAGAUUCUGACAUUGUUGUUUGGGACGUGGUUCCGUAUCGUGAGCAACUCCGAGGUCAACUCCAUGACGGUGGAGGCCUUGGCACGGAGCUGUGCUGGCUCUAUGUUUCAUACAUGUGCAGAGGAUCCUGGGAAGGUGGAGCAGGCUAGUCGCAUCAUGCAACUCCUCAUCGAUAACUUUGGAUGUCCGGCAAUGUUCGGGCGGGAAAACAUUGACUACUUCACCGAAAUAACCAGUACCGGUAUCUUAGUGCGAGAGAAGUUCCGCUACCAGUAUCAAUAUCCAUCAGAUGAAAUUCUACCUCGCCAGGAGUCAAUGAGAUGCUUCAAUAACUACCUUAAGAAGGAGGCUAAAAAGUUUGGCUUUGACCUUGACAAACAUGAUGUUUCUGAUGACAUCAUCGAGAUGACGAGCACCGGAGGGGACUCCCAACGAGAGCACGAACAUGCUCCCAGUGAAAGUCCCGAGUCGAGCUCUCCGUUCCCGUCACAUCAUCCAUUCCCAGACAUGGAGGAGUCCCAGCUUGUAAACACUGUCAGCACCGUCUCCGCACCCGAGGUCUCGCUCAUGCCAUCACCAGAAGUUUCAAAGCGACCAAAGUCAGUGGAAGAUAAUUUGAAUGAAGUUAAAACGUUUUACCAUAGUCGCAGCUUGAGCCGUUUUAAUUCUGUGAAACGUAAACAGCUGGAAAGACUUCGGCAACGCUCUGACUGGUUUCUUGGGCCGAACGGAAAGGAAGUACAGGUGGGAUGUGGGGAUAGGGAGCUCCUCUCAAAGAAGGAUUCUGUGACCAAAGCCUCCUCAGAGGGCGCCGUUUUGGACGUUCUAUCAGACGUAGAUAGUGUGUUCACUGACAACUCCAGUCGGAGCGAGAGUCCUGCGUCCGAGCCUGUCAGGUGCCAUGCAGGGAAAGGCAGACGUGACUUUAUCCAUAGUGACACGCUAGCAGACCUAAAUGUGCCAGAACUACGUCUCGAUUUCCCAGAAUUUGGAGAUGAUGACAUGACCCACACAGAGGUCAAGUGUUUCAUGAUGGAGCACAAGUUCGGAGAAGCUAACAAGGAUUCCUAGCACUUGUGAUAGCACAUCAUUCAUUCACAUGAUGUCAACUUGCCCAUGGUCACUGAACGGUCAGCUCGGGGCAAGAGACAUGAUCCUUUAUUUUUCUAUUAUUCUGUCACCACGGCAACUAGCAGCUGACAUUUCAUCCCAUCAGACAUCUCAGCAAUGACAGACAGGAAGUGAACAUCGGUGGUUACAAUACGGUUGUUGUUGGUUCAGGACAACUGCAGCUAGAAGCGUGGGGCUCCAUUGAAAGAAGUAACUAGGGUAGCACUAGAAUCUCAUGAUAGUCGACCAUGUAUAUAAUAAGUGUAUAUGUUGCUUCAGAUAGUAGACAUAGAAAUAUAUUUAACAUUUUACAGCAAUACAAGUGCUCUUUCCAUUGCUCAAGGAAUCUGUAAAUUGACCAGAUAUUACUAGCUAUGACUACAGAUGGAGUCAGUGUAGUCUGGACAACAGCUGCUAUGUUACCAUGAGAGAUUUAACCUUUAUUCCCUACCGUAUCUCAAAGUUAGAAAACCAACAGUCUAUGGAGCCUCAGGCUUAAUGACAUCGCUAACCAGACCAAUGGAUCUUGAAGUAUUUUUUGUCACUUUGUAUCCAAUAUGCUUCUGUUUUUGAGUGGCUUCAUGUAAUCUUGUUACAGUUAGGCCUUGAAAUAGUCAUGUGAUAGUCAUGUGAUCUUAGGAGCAUUUUCUUGAUAUGUAUCUUCUUUUACACACAUCAUUUUUGAUGUUCACAUUUUUAGUUUCUGAAAUUAUGUUCGAUUUUAUCCGUUAGUGUCUCCAUCACUUUGUGGUUUUGAACCAUAUUUGAUAUGUCACUUUCUUAGUACUGUAUGGCUUUUUUAUGGAUUCCAAGUUUAGCUUCAAUGUUUUAUAUGAUUAUUUUAUCUUUUAUUGCCUUUGAUUGUUUUGCAACAAUUUGAAUGUGGGCUUAUCGUGGGAUUUAUGUUGUAAGUUUUUGUGUAUGAUUUCUGUGAGAUGAGUCAGUUUUAGAAUGAAGAAGACUCCAGAUCCUUUGAGGAAGUAGAGGACGAGGUGUGUGUGGGGGGUGAUGACGGGGGAUUACGUGUGUGUGUAUCACACGUCAUCUGCUGCACCGGCUGGUUCAGAUGCAGACAUGAUUGUUUGCAUUUGGUGACUAUUCAAACACAAUUCCUCCAUGGUUGCCACAGAGAGUACUUACCUGUUCAAGGCUGCUCCUCCACAUUUGAUGGGUUUUAUCACAGGACCUUUAAGUGAAAUUCAUGCAUAUUAAUUUACUAAACCACUCUUUGGUCUCAAAGGGUAGAACAGCCCAUUAAUAUGCACAAAUUUUCCUUAAACAUCCUAUGCAUGCAGUAAGGAAACGGUCCAGUACAGAUGCUAAAUAAAUGUAUAUACCACUCAAAGAAAGUGACAGAUUAACUAUAGCCAUAUAAACCAGUUGAGUGUCCUUAGCUUCUUUUGAGUAGUAUAUGUAUAUUCAAUAUUUUCGCUUCAUCAGGGAACAAUUUAAAAGAUCUGUCUUUGACCUAUAACCUGGAUCUGAACCAUGUCAGUAUGAACGCCGAGGGACUCUCUAGUCGCACACAUUCACUGGUGUCAAACGUAAAGGUUCAACUGGUCAACUUGGCCGAUUGAUACUAAAUCAGGUCCAAAUACUUGUUUGAACACAUGUACAGCACAACAGAUUGAUACGAGUUAACAACUGUAUCGUCACAAAGGGACCAUUGUGGUGAUGCACCUCAACAACUGAAUUGACAAGUGUCAAUAUCUGUAUUGCCCCAAAGGAAGUAUUGUAUUAAUACAGGUAGGCAACGUAAUUGACACCUGUCACCAAAAAGGAAAACUUGGCUUCAAUCCAAAAAGCGUCGGCACUAUGACUGCGGUAACUCUAUACUUUAACAUAGAUUUGUAACUGUCAUAGCUGUAUGGAUGCUUUAGGGAUGGGGCUCAGCAUUAGUUACUAUAUCGUACUUUAAACAAGUGUCAGUUCCCCAACACCAAUACAUCUUCGAGUUCCACCACACCAAUACAUCAUCGAGUUCCACCACACCAAUACAAUGAUGAGUUCCACCACACAAAUACAUCGUCGAGUUCCCCAACACCAAUACAUCGUCGAGUUCCACAAGACCAAUACAUCGUUGAGUUCCACCACACCAAUACAUCGUCGAGUCCCACCACACCAAUACAUCGUCGAGUUCCACCACACCAAUACUUCAUCGAGUUCCCCAACACCAAUACAUCGUUGAGUUCCACCACACCAAUACAUCAUCGAGUUCCACCACACCAAUACAUCGUCGAGUCCCACCACACCAAUACAAUGUCGAGUUCCCCAACACCAAUACAUCAUCGAGUUCCCCAACACCAAUACAUCAUCGAGGUCCACCACACCAAUAUAUCGUCGAGUUCCACCACACCAAUACAUCGUCGAGUUCCACCACACCAAUACAUCAAUGAGUUCCACCACACCAAUACAUCGUCGAGUUCCACCACACCAAUACAUUGUCGAGUUCCCCACACCACUACAUUGUCGAGCUCCACCACACCAAUACAUCGAUGAGUUCCCCACACCAAUACAUCGUCGAGUUCUACCACACCAAUACAUCAUCGAGUUCCACCACACCAUUGAUGAGUUAUGCUUUAUCUGUCAAAGUGAACAAGUAACUGCUCUCUGUGACUAACGGUUUGGAAUGAUUUUGUUUCUGUUUAAUUUACCAAAACUAAUGAUAUAGCUCUCUUUUUUAACCUCAGUGACAGCUUGAAGCUGAUGAUGUGGGGAUGUUCCAGAUGAGCAGGCACAGGUUGUGUGGAUGUUUGGCCUGCAGCUUGCUCUCUACCUCAUCAGCUGGGCAAAAGAUGAUAUAAUAUUUGUCAAACUUUAAAUAUCAAAAAUAUUUUGGGCAAAGUAAUCACAUUUGAAAUGUGUUUAUGUGAUGCUGAAUGAUUUGUCUGUUUGAUCCAUUUAAGGAUAUUCAUGUUUGAAAACUAACCAGUUCGGAGAUCACUGAUUGUUCUCAUAUUUUACGUUAUUUUAUUGCCAUAGGGCCAGCUGUCUCAUAUGAAUGUAAGCUGAGAAUUUGUGAAUUCCACCAGGAGGGAGAGAGAAGCUCAUUAAUCCAUAUUUAUAAAAAUGUAUCUACCAGCAGUGAUUGGUUGGACUCUCAACCAUUUUAUCCAAUCAUAAUGCUGCAAAGUUAUUUUGGAUGACGAGAAUCCAAUGUUUGUUUAGAGAUUUCAACAAUCCAGUUUUGUUACGUUAUGUUGAGGAAGUUUUUGCUUGUUUUCAAGUUUCUAACAUGUGACAGGUGAUUCAAAGACAUUCUUAUAUAUACUUUGAAUUUUUAAACAAACAAAAGUAUCUUAUUUAUGAUUAAGUAAAUCGUGUAUAUUUUCAUUUGUAUCCAAACAAUAUUGUACAGCUGUUGAGAUGUAAACAAUCUGAAAUCCUAAUCUAAUUGUAAAUUGACCUUGCCAAGUGGGAAAUGUCAUCUGUCAAUAUAUUGUUUGAACAGUCAUGAAAGUUUGAAAUAUUUGCCAUUGUAUGGGAAACAAGCAUGAGUGCGAUGGAUUCAGCCAUGGAAAGUGUUCAGGUCGUACAGGGAUUACCAGGGGCAUUGUCAAGAUAUAUAGUGAUGCCUUAACUCGACUCGCGUUGUACUGACUGAUAAGAAAAUCGAAGGAAAAUAUUUACUUUUGAUAUUUUGCUGUAGAUUGAUGUGGUAAUUGCAAAAACCCUCAUGUCGCUCACAGUAGGUGAUGUAUUCCUUCGCUCCUUUCAGGGACCCAAUGAACUAUUUGUAUCAGGAUCUUUCUUUGUGAACUGAAAGAAGAACCUACAACUUGAGGACAGACUUACUCCUUGAGAACAGACUUACUCCUUGAGAACAGACUUACACCUUGAGGACAGACUUACUUCUUGAGGACUGACUUACUCCUUGAGGACAGACUUACUCCUUGAGAACAGACUUGCACCUUGAGGACAGACUUACUCCUUGAGAACAGACUUACACCUUGAGGACAGACUUACUCCUUGAGAACAGACUUACUCCUUGAGAACAGACUUACUCCUUGAGAACAGACUUACUCCUUGAGAACAGACUUACACCUUGAGGACAGACUUACUCCUUGAGGACAGACUUACACCUUGAGAACAGACUUACACCUUGAGGACAGACUUACUCCUUGAGGACAGACUUACUCCUUGAGGACAGACUCACUCCUUGAGACAGACUUACACCUUGAGAACAGACUAACUCCUUGAGACAGACUUGUGACUUACACACCUGUGCCCAGGUCCCAAAAGGGCUCUUAGUGUUAAAGGGAUCAUUACUCAUAUACAUUAACAUUAACUUACGAUAGUCGUAGUGCUGAAAUCUCUUUGUGGGCAGGGCCCUUAUGUGUUUGUAUGCAUAUAUAUUUCAUCCAUUUUUACGGUAUAGUUUGGAUGAUAUUGGUGUGAGGUAUGUCAUUAGCGUCUGUAUGCUGAACUCUUAUUUUUCGAACUCUUCAUUCCUAUUUCGUUGAAGAUGUUUUAAGAGUAUAGGCUAUAUUGCACUCAUUAGAAAUUUCUAUUUCAUCGUCUGUUUGAAAUCUGCAAGGCCUCUGUAAGUCAAUCUUUAUUUUGGAAAAGAAGGCUACUGUAACCUGUCAGAUCACAGAAUUUUUUAUUAAUAUUUACAAUGUGUUUUCUUUUCUGAGAUCAGAGUUCAAGGUAAGGGUGACAUGACUUUUGAAAGGAUGAGGGAAAUAUAUCCCUAAUAUACUAGUCAAUAGUAAUUAAAGAACACUUGAUUUUUCAUAUUACUGUGGUUAAUCUGCCAUGGCCGUGACAGACUGACUUUAAUCAUAUGAAACUAAUCGGAUGUUCUUUACUCCUUUAUAGUAGUAUACAUCUGUUGACCUCUCCAUGGCUGUCUAAUCCAUAAGUCACGUGUCUUGAGUUGGACAAUGAGCAACAAAUUGAAUGACAAUGUGCUGAUGUUGCAGAUAUUGAAGGAGUGAGUGAGUUGUAAAGCAUGUAGUAAUAGCCUCACCCUUUUUAACUACUGGACACUUUGAGUCAGGAAAGUGACCUGCAUCAACGUACAUCUAUACCCUUUUACAGGGCCAGGGCAGAGUCAUGAUCUUGGCUGUUACAUAUUAACUUUUAUUGUUUUAUGAUUGAAGUUUUCAGUGAAGGAGGAUGGAAGUGAACUGUUCUACUACCAUGACGCCCCUAGUCACUGACAUGUGUAUUUUGUCAGUUUUAACAUGGGACUGUCACCACUGGGAGUUUGGUCAAGUCAAGUAUGCUCAUUUUCUACAGGUUCUAGGAAUUGAACAUUCCAGAGUUAAGUUCUGAAGGUGUGUAUGUAUCUGGCUGCCACACGACCAGUGUCUGGUCACCAUACACUUGUCAGACAUGGCAACUUGGAUUGUACUGACUGAACACACUGGUUACCUAGGAGGACCUACAUAAUGGUCAGUUUUCAGGGCAUGUGACCUGCACAAUGGUUCUUGUCAGGGCAUGUGACCUGCACAAUGGUUCUUGUCAGGGCAUGUGACCUGCACAAUGGUCAGAUCAUGUGACCUGCACAAUGGUUCUUGUCAGGGCAUGUGACCUGCACAAUGGUCAGUUGUCAGAUCAUGUGACCUGCACAAUGGUUCUUGUCAGGGCAUGUGACCUGGACAAUGGUUCCCAGUCAGGGCCUGCGAAACGGUUAACUGUCACACAAUGUGGCCUUUGACAGUCCUGCACAGCGGUUUGCCGUCCGACCAUGUGACCUGUACAGUGUGUUGCUGUGCGGCCAUGUGACCUGUGACUGUACAUAAAACUAUACAAGAUCAUUGUCCUUCAUAUUUGAAUCAUACUUAUUGUAGUGUAUAGAAUUUUGAAAUGAAUUAAUUUUUGCAAUUUGAAGUGGACCUUUUGCAUUACGCCACAUUAAAGUUUGAAUACCUAUUUGACUAUGGCAGCUCUACCAUCCAUCAAGCUGCCCCACUCCAUUUUCUUACUUUGUACAUUUUCAUGCCCAGAUUUCCUUGUUGGCAUUUGUCUUUGAUGGCCCCUCGUCUGUCUGUAACACCCAACUUGUUGUUGCCUUGCAGCCUUCUUGUUUCUUAUUGGCUGUUUGACUUUUAGGAGAAGAAGAUCUGAAGUGUUUUGAGUGGCGUUGAAUGCUGUGUUUAUCUUUCGACAGGCUGGAGGUUCGACUAUGCUGUUUCCAUGGUGACCUUAAUUUGUGUUCUACCAUGCAUACCUUAUAGAGAGACCUCAGUGUGUCGGGUGUGAGACAAGGGUGUGACUUUCUUCUACUAUGGUUACUGUGGUGGACUUAUGAAAGACGUUUGAUGGAAUUAUUUAGUGAAAUAGUGCUCUGACAACAUUUGGACAUCCAACGGUAUCUUGAUCAAAUGUGUGGACUCAGAGCUGUGGCCUUUUCCUAAUCUUUUUACUUACGUAUGAUCCCAUUGUCAUCGGAUAUCAUGAUGACGUCAUAUUGAUGUAAUGAUACACAUUCUAUUCUUGUAGUUCAUUCUUCUAUCUUAGCCUUUGAGGACCUCUUCUAUCCUUAGCGUCAGUUGUCGAUUUGAUUUUGAGAUGGUGAUUACAAGAACUCGAUUCUUUAUCAUUACGUUUUUGCCCUCUGGCAUAGUUAGGUUUACCAUGGAUUAGAAACAGGCCACAGAUUCGAGUCCCACAUAUCCGUGGAUUUAUCCAGGAUUCUGGACCAAGUGAUCCAGGCAGGCAAUUUGGGGGAAACUGGUUAUUUUGUUCAAAUUGCGAUAGAUUAUUUCGUAAACUGAGAGGUAUUUUUACAGUGUAUUUUGAGUUUGCAUUCAAUGCAAAAAUUAAAAAACUAAGCAUUUGAACCUCUUUAUUGGUCCUGUUUUCAGGUUAUUUCUACAUAGCCACAAAAUUAGUACUUAUUGCGUCAACUGGGAAAUUUAUGAUAACCAUUUCCGAAUUUUCGAUGACAUUUGCUGCAGCCAUGAGGCCUAAUGUCAGCCUCUGAGCAGGUCUAGUGAAUCCCUGAUAUCUCAGUCCUAUAAUUGUUGUCAUGUUCACUGUUAUUAUUUUUAACACUUUUGAAAUAUACUGCUCAAAAGAAGUUUAGGAUCAUCCGAUUCUUUCAUAUGAGUAGUUAAUCUGUCAUGACAUGACAGAAUUACAAUAGUCAUACAAAACAAUCUGGUGUUCUUUAACUUCUUUGAAGCAGCAUAUUUUCCUAUUCUUUCGUGCAGUCAGCAUGAAGUAAGCUAACCACUUGACAUCCUCUUGUUAUCAAAUGGCCGUUAAUAUAGUCAGUGAGUUUUCCUGCAGCUAUUCAACUUUCCUGUUAACCUGUACAAUCGAAGGCCUAAAAUAAAAGUGGACAUCUUCUGAAUGUGGUGCGACAUCAUACUUUGUUUUGUAGAAGCAGGUUUUGUUUGCUCAAUUUUGACUGCUGCACCACACAUCCCCCACCUUUUGAUGAAACCAAACAAACUUUUGUUUUAGGCCUGGUUGUUUUUUAACACGUAGUGUUCGUUUUCAUCAACCUAUUUUCCAAGAAAACACAAAAGGUAUCCUCAUUAGAUAACCAAUGAAUUAAGUCUUUCCUUAACUUUCAAGUUGUAGAUUUUAAUUUAUUCAAGAAUGGUUUGUAUAGUUCUGAGAUUUGGACUGCAUCAUUGAGUCUUGUUAUUGUUUGUUUGGCUGGAGAGAGCAGGGAAACAAGCCACUGCCUGUAUAUAUUUCCUAGUGUUGUCUUUAAUAUGGAAUCUAAUUCUAGAAUGUUGAUGUAUUAAUUUACUUCUCAUGUUCAGUUAAGACUUAAUGUAUUGUAUAGCGUGCCCAGUAUUGGAUAUUGACACAGAUAAUGUAUUAUAACAUGCUUUUGUUUCUUUUAGUGAAUUUUAUUUCUACACACUGUCAGUGUUUGUGCACAAUGCCCCGUGUGUUGGUUGUAUUAAUGUGUGUGCGUGUGUGCAAGUUUGUGUGUGUGAGACUGGCAAGUGUGUCAAAUUUGAGGCUCAUGCUGAACUGUAGAUUAGCAACCCUGGCUUUGGUCACAACGCCAUCUAUGCCAGACCUACUCCUGGCUGCUGAUUGGCUGAGCAGUGUUCCUCAUGACCAUGCCUCCUCCUCUCCUCCUCCCUUCCCUCCCUCCUACUUUCUAUUUCACAGCUUCUUCUCUCCCAGGCUGGGUCUUUUCUAGAAUAAACUUAUACAAAAUA